AUGGAGAGCCUUAUUGUGAUUUUGGGUAUUACUGGCAAUCAGGGAGCAUCAGUUGCAGAUGUAUUUUUGAAGGAAAAAGGAUGGAAACUACGAGGCAUCACUCGAGAUGUGACAAAACAGUCAAGCCAGACCUGGAGCCAGAAAGGUGUUGAGAUGGUACAAGCUGAUCUAAACAACCCCGAAUCACUUCGAAAAGCGUUUGAAGGAGCGAAGGUUAUCUUUGCAGUCACAGACUUUUGGACUCCAAUGUAUGACCUAUACAACUAUGGCAAGCUGCGUCAGGGUCAGAGCAUCAGCGAGUUUUGUUAUGAUCUCGAGCUUCAGCAAGGAAAGAAUGUCGCUGAUGCGGCGGCAUCCAUUGAAACGCUGGAGAGAUUUGUUUUCUCUGGUUUGGUUAAUAUCAAAAAUACCACCAAAGGAAAAUAUACAUGGGUGUAUCACUUCGACGCUAAGGCCGCAGUAAUGGAGUACAUCAAGACUUCUUUGCCGGAUCUGAACAGGAAAUCCUCGGAACUCCAGCUUGCCGAAUAUGCAACAAACUGGCGUGUUUGGAAGUUGAGGCAACUUCAUAAACAAGAUGAUGGUACCUUUGCAAUGCUGCUCCCCGGUGAUUCAAUGGCAGGAGCAGCCUUCGUUGUACCCAGAAUAGACACAGGUUACUUCGUGAGGGCAUUGGUUAACCUGCCGCCAGGAAAGAAGCUGCUAGGCUAUGGAAGCUUUCUCAAUCAUGAGGAAUAUGUUCGCAUAUGGACGGGUAUUUUGGGAGUCCCGAAUGGUGGAGUCAAAAGGAUCACAGUCGAGGAAGCUGCCGCUUUUGAAGGAGGUCCCCACGGACGGGGAGUUGCUGAAACAUUCGCAAGUGUCCUUGAAGUCAACUUUCUGGAUGAUAGUUUCAUGCACCCCCGCCAGAUUCCAAACAAGGAGAUCGAAUGCCCAACGACCAACAUCGAGGAAUACUUGAAGAGCCAGGAUUUCUCUUCAAUGCUCCAGCGUACACCUUGA
Messenger RNA from Penicillium malachiteum, 1002 nucleotides. RefSeq lists its product as uncharacterized. Bases 1 to 1002 code for a protein of 333 amino acids. Lineage: Eukaryota; Fungi; Ascomycota; Eurotiomycetes; Eurotiales; Aspergillaceae. The record is from RefSeq and is a predicted model, not a curated record. The transcript is spliced from 4 exons.